This is a messenger RNA of Dissoconium aciculare CBS 342.82, 671 nucleotides long. RefSeq lists its product as uncharacterized. The record is from RefSeq and is a predicted model, not a curated record. The transcript has a single exon. Bases 199 to 612 code for a protein of 137 amino acids. Lineage: Eukaryota; Fungi; Ascomycota; Dothideomycetes; Mycosphaerellales; Dissoconiaceae.
AGUCGAGAGCAACGCGGUCUGUCAAUGCAGUCUUGGGCGAUCAGCUAGGACGGUCAUAUAUAGAGGACCGGAGAGUGUUCCGGUCGUCUUCGUCGCAAUGGACUACUUGAUGGAGAGAGGCUAUGAUGUUGAAUGACGGAUGAUCAUUCGCUCAUCGUUUCUUUUUCGCAUCCAUGGUGCUGAGGAGGAGUUCCAUAUAUGCCUGACGAUAGGCUUGAGUCGCGGCGGAUUGGUACUCGACAUCAGGAUCGGAGAGUUUGGAAGGGACAUUUGCGGACCAUUGUUGGAUAUCUUGAGCCUUGUCUGCGCCUAGGUAGCGGUGUUGUUGUUGUUGUCGUGUUUGGCUGGCCAUUGAUGAAGUGGUCGAGGACGAUGAUGACAUUGUUGGUCGAUAUCGUUGAAGGACAAGUUUUAUUUUCCUCUACUCGAUUUAAUGUUCGUCGAUCUUAUGAUACUAAUUUUGUUGGCGGUCUUUGUUCGCGAAAUUUAAAUCAAGUGUCGCAGAGAAGGAUAUCGGUUGACGAGGGUAGAGAUGGCGAGUUUGCAGCAGCAAAAGGUUGGUCGAGAUCACACUUCGGAGGAAUAGCGAGGGAAGGGCAGAUGGUGACUUGAUAUGUGAUCUGUACGAUUAUCUACACUCAGAUAAGGGUUGGAAGGUAUCGUGAAAUUAA